This is a messenger RNA of Manis javanica (Malayan pangolin), 1261 nucleotides long. It is a transcript of the gene UCN, whose product is annotated as urocortin. Gene Ontology annotation, cellular component: extracellular region. NCBI's taxonomy places the organism in Eukaryota, Metazoa, Chordata, Mammalia, Pholidota, Manidae. Gene Ontology annotation, biological process: negative regulation of feeding behavior. Gene Ontology annotation, molecular function: hormone activity. The record is from RefSeq and is a predicted model, not a curated record.
UGUGGUCUGAAAGCACCCUGAGGCCAGAGGCCCUAGUUCUUAGGGUGCCCUGAAUUUAGAUUAUGGGGCUGGAAGAUGAACCCGGGCCCAUCUGGGCUGCCUCCACUGCCUCUGGGUGGGUUCCACAGUGGUAGCUGAUGCCUUCAUUGCCUUAGUUUGUGGAAUGGAUAGCUGGGGCCAGGGACUGGGUCUGAGCAGCAGAGCAUUUUUCUAGUGCUUCUGCCCCUUCUAGAGGCAUAGGACAGGGUCACUGCCAUGGACAGCCCCAUGCUUCAGCUCCCUUUCCCGUGCUGGAAAAGAUUGGUCACUCAGACUAGUCUGGUCUAGGGACCGGCCCUAGUCACUGCUGGCUGUUCCAAGCAGGCAAAGGACUCUGGUGGCCCCCAGUUCAGUCUUCACACCCCAGCCAGGUUCUUGCUCUCUCCUCGCUCUCGAGUCUGACUCUGGUGCUACUUCCAGCCUACCUCGGGAGAGGCAAAGCCUAGCCUAGAGUCCUAAGGCAUGCUCCUUGGGGUCUUGCAACUGGCGGGAUGCGAAGCUGUCAUUGCUUCUACAAUCAGUGCAUGUUCCUCGCUGACGUCAGUCGGAGCUGUCCCGGAGCUAUAUAAGGCUGGCGGCGGUCCCGGGACAGACCCCGUGUUCCCCAAGGCGCCCUCAGCACGCCCCGAGGGACAGAGACUAGAGCUCCAUCCUGCACCUUGCAGGCGCUCUCCGGCACCCUGGCCGGUGGCACCAUGAAGCAGGCGCUGCUGAUGGCGCUGCUGCUCCUGGCGGCGCUGCGCCCGGGGAGCAGCCAGUGGAGCCCGGGGGCGGCGGCGGCCCGGGUGCAGGACCCGAGUCUGCGCUGGAGUCCCGGGGUGAGGAACCAGGGAGGCGGCGCCCGCGCGCUCCUCUUGCUGCUGGCAGAGCGCUUCCCGCACCGCGCGGGGCUCGACCGAUGGGGAGCCCGGACUGCUGGCGAGCGGCCGCGACGGGACGACCCCCCGCUGUCCAUAGACCUCACCUUCCACCUGCUGCGGACCCUGUUGGAGCUGGCGCGGACGCAGAGCCAACGGGAGCGCGCCGAGCAGAACCGUAUCAUAUUCGACUCAGUGGGCAAGUGAUCCGCGGGGUCUGCGGCACGAAAACCUCGACCCGCAUCCCCUACCCCUGGGGCGGGACGUGCGCGAGUGGAACUGACCCAGUCCCGGGGCUAGAGAGUCCCAGGGAUACCCUGACCGGUCUCUGCGUUACUAGUUUUUAAUAAAAGUGCUGAAGAGCC